AUGAUCGAGACGACGACGAUCGACCCACAAACAGACCCGGUCGUCGUCGCGGCGCGCGCGUCGCUCUUCGACGCCGUCGCCGCGGAGCUAUCGCGCGACCUCGUCGUCGCGUCGCAGCAGGCGUCGCACACGUCGACAGACUACGACCCCUACGACCUCGACAGGUUCGACGCUAUACACUGGUUCGACGUCUCCGACGCGGACCUCGAGUCGUUCGACGUCCUCCAUCAGACGCGGUUCCGACGAGAGGCGCUCGAUCUCUUGAUGGAAGACCUCGAGGAGGAGAUCGAGAACCUGAUACCACCGCGCGGCGGCGGAGGCGGCGGCGGCGUGACCAACGUGUACGUGACGUACGCCGACGACGCCGUCUCCCCGAGGACCGCGUCGUCGUCGUUCGACCCUUACGUCCCGCAAGGCGUCGUCGGGCGGUUGAUGCAGACGUUGACGUUCGGGUUCAGCGCCGCGUUCGCGGACAACCCCACGCUGAUCGACGACUACCUCCGGUGCUCCGUCGCGACGCGCCCGUGCACGAUCGAGGAGACGCUCCGUAAGGCGCGUUCGUAUUCACGCCGGUCCCCGUGCGACCGCUGCACGUACGAGCCGAAAGGGACGUGGUACCGAGAGCGACGCAGCCGCGUGAACGCGCCGCUGUCGUGGCCGUACUGCGAGUGGGAUCUCGAAAAAGUCUAUCAGCACUGCACAGAGUUGGAGCGGCAGUCGUCGACGUGCGACCCGGAGGUGGCGCGAGACAGGAUGCGACGCGCGGCGUGGCUCGAGAGCGAGGAGGAGAGAAGGACGGCGUACGUGACACGUCAGCGUGCGGAGAUGGAGUAUGCGCGGGGCGCGAACCACGGGGCGUUCGGGUUAUCCGUGGACGCGGAGUCGGCGCCGGCGGGAGGGCGCGGGCGGUGGACGUGA
Molecule: messenger RNA, 918 nt
Organism: Micromonas pusilla CCMP1545
Lineage: Eukaryota; Viridiplantae; Chlorophyta; Mamiellophyceae; Mamiellales; Mamiellaceae
Exons: 4
Coding region: 1-918 (305 amino acids)
Source: RefSeq, a predicted model, not a curated record